Messenger RNA from Durusdinium trenchii, 1502 nucleotides. The record is from the annotation of a GenBank genome assembly. NCBI's taxonomy places the organism in Eukaryota, Dinophyceae, Suessiales, Symbiodiniaceae.
CCUGGAUCCACUGCAAGUCAUCUUGUACGUGACCCUUCGUCACAUGCCAUGACGGCCGCCCUGCCGGCCGCCCUGCCAUGGGACUACGAUGUGCGGAAGGGGCAGGAGAUGCCCCCGGGCAUUCGGCUGCUGAGGGUCACGGACAUUGCCUUUACCCAGAAGCAGGUGAACGAUUCCUUUUCUCACGAGCAGCGGCCGAUUCUGGAGCUCAUUGAAUCGGUCCUUUCAGGCGCCGCGCACCCGAGGGACAUUCCCUUGAUUCGCGUGGCGUGGCAUCAGGGGCAGUUCUGGGCGAUUGACAAUCGCCGACUCUUUUGCUACAAGCACUGUAGGCUGGAAAGGCUGCCGGUGGAGGUCAUCCGCUGGGAGGAUCAGCACGAAUUCGAAAUGAAGUGGAGGAAUGGCCAAGGUGCGCGAGGGAAUGGAGGAUAUGGAGGGCCAAUGCUGGGGCAUGGAGGCCAUCAGGCGGGUGUGGUGCAACGCUUGAAGGAUCUGCCCUUCCCCAGGAGUCCCAUCAUGCACGAAGAGGAGAGCGAAAUCUCUUUGUUCAUGGAUGAGGAUUCUCAGAGAAGACAUGACAAAGCGAGGAUGGAGAAUCUGCUGAGAUAUCGUAAGAUGGCAAGUUAUGAGGAUCAACUUGCUGGUGAUGUGGGCCGCCCCUGGAAGUACUUGGCGCGCCUGGGCGAAGAUGGGAUGCCAUGCACCUUGCUGAAGGCCAAGGUGGAUGGCCUCUUCGAAGCCUGUGUUUGGAAUGGCCGAGAGGCGAGGCGUCCGAACGAGGUCCUCCUUCAUUUGGGCCUCCACUGUGGACAAUUGGAACCGGCCGUGGGUGACUGCCGCACUGCAGAGCUGCCGCUGAUCAAAAAGGAUAUGUUGAGCCGCUUGACCUUCGUCAUGCCGCACAGGAUGCCAGCCAAGCUGCCGAAGCCCUGGUGUGCCGUUUGUGGCAAGUUGGUUUCUGAGAAGUUGAAGCAACACGAGGCGAGUCGGCACGCCUCCUGCUUUGCCUGCUCCUGCGGGAAGCGCUUCGAGUGUAGCGAGGAUCUACGGCGGCACUCGCGGAAGCAGCAACACGCGAUCCCGCAGAUGUUUCGCCCGGCCGACACCUGGCCUCCAGCAGAGAGCAGCGACUCAGACGCCGCGCCCGAACGGCCGGACCCGGCGGAGGUGUCCUCCGCGCAGCACACGGCGCGGCCGGUGCCCCGCACUGCGCCAGCACGCAGCGCCGCGGCGCCGCAACGAAGGCCGUUGCGGGCUUUGGGCAACGUGGAGGGUCCGACGUUCGUGGUGGCAGCGGGCAGCAGCUCCCGGGCGCCGGCCAACUGGCCAUGCCCCAUUUGCCAGGCAGUGGUGCUGAAGCUGCGUGAACAUGAGCGGCAAGAGCACCCUGGGUGCUACCGCUGCGCUAGCUGUGGAAAGAGCGACUUCACGUGCAGUGAAGACCUGCGGCGCCAUGCUCGGAAGAAGGGCCACGCCAUCUCACAGCACUUCGAGUGGUGAGG